This is a messenger RNA of Solanum tuberosum (potato), 1195 nucleotides long. NCBI's taxonomy places the organism in Eukaryota, Viridiplantae, Streptophyta, Magnoliopsida, Solanales, Solanaceae. The record is from RefSeq and is a predicted model, not a curated record.
CCGUUCUACCCUUUAUCAAUCAAAUCCGACGGUGGAGAUAACUCGACAUUGUCAACAGUCAACUGAUUUAUAAUUAUUUUUCACCAAAUCCUCUGAAUAAUCAUCAAUGGCGUCUUCAGCUUCAACUACUAACCAUCACGCGAAAAUGUCUCUGCUAAAUCGAAGGUUUGUAGUUGUAGGCUUGAUUGUUCUACUGAUCUUUGCCGUAUUCAGUGAAGCUGAAGCAUCGUAUGGAGCUUACAAAGUCAAAGUCAUCAAUGAAUUCCCUCACGACCCCGAAGCCUACACCCAGGGGCUUCUCUAUGCAGAAAAUGACACACUCUUUGAAUCAACUGGACUUUACGGACGUUCAUCUGUUCGGAAAGUUGCGUUGCAGAAUGGUAAGGUUGAGACUGUUCAUGAAAUGCAGGCUUCUGACUUUGGAGAGGGUUUAACUCUUCUUGGUGAGAGCUUGUUCCAACUAACAUGGUUGCAGGAUACUGGUUUCAUAUAUGAUCGAUACAACUUUAGCAAAUUCAAAAAGUUUACUCAUCACAUGCAAGAUGGUUGGGGAUUGGCAACUGAUGGGAAAGUAAUUUUUGGAAGUGAUGGAACAUCAACAUUAUAUAAGAUUGACCCUAAGACAAUGAAAGUCAUCAGAAAACAAGUUGUCAAGUCUCAAGGGCAUGAAGUGCGCUACCUCAAUGAGCUGGAGUAUGUGAAAGAUGAAGUAUGGUCAAAUGUCUAUGGGACUGAUUGCAUUGCUAGAAUUUCACCAAAAGAUGGCACUGUGAUCGGGUGGAUUCUCCUUCAAUCUCUAAGGGAAGAUUUAAAAUCAAGAGGCUAUAAGUACUUUGAGGUCCUGAAUGGAAUCGCAUGGGACAGAGACGGUGACCGUAUUUUUGUGACAGGGAAACUAUGGCCAAAGAUAUUCGAGAUCAAGUUGCUCCCCCUCCCACCAAGUGCUCCAUUAAUUGGAGAAAUCAAUAACUUGUGCACCCCAAAAUUAAACCAUUCUAUCUUGGAAAUUUAGAGAGCUGAUGAUGUUUAUCAUUUCUCAUGUAAACUUUUGGAGCUGUUUUUAGCAGCAACAUCCAUAUCUUGAUCACCUCUUCCUAUAUUUUACUUCUAUUGCUAUGUAUAACAUCAGCUACUUAUGCAUAUUGCAACAUAAUUAAAAAAUGGAAUAAGGCAGUAAAAGUCGUAAUUAGUUGUA